Messenger RNA from Komagataella phaffii GS115, 1503 nucleotides. RefSeq names its product Protein involved in nuclear migration, part of the dynein/dynactin pathway. Bases 1 to 1503 code for a protein of 500 amino acids. Gene Ontology annotation, biological process: nuclear migration; establishment of mitotic spindle orientation; vesicle transport along microtubule. Gene Ontology annotation, cellular component: cytoplasmic microtubule; kinetochore; nuclear envelope. Gene Ontology annotation, molecular function: microtubule plus-end binding; dynein complex binding. NCBI's taxonomy places the organism in Eukaryota, Fungi, Ascomycota, Pichiomycetes, Pichiales, Pichiaceae. The record is from RefSeq and is a predicted model, not a curated record. The transcript has a single exon.
AUGAGUGAUAUACUGACAAAAAAGCAAGAUAUCGAAUUACGAAGAGCAGUCAUCCAAUAUUUGCGUUACUUUGUUCCUGAGUUUGCUCAGGAUACGGCGGUCAACACUAUUUCAAGAUUAUUGUUAGAUGCAGACCUUAAUAAGUUUGAUAACGAGAUCCAAAGGAUGAUCCCUAAACAAUAUCUUGAAAAGAAAUGGACUGCAGUUUUGCGACUUCAUAGAAAGGUAGAGGAAUUAGAAAGAACAAUAGGUUAUCAGUCAAAUAAAGUUGAAAUCGAACUUCAGUCGCAACCCCAUUCCGAUAUUACAUCCAAUUCAUUAGAUAGAAUAAAUUGGGUACCAGGUAUAGAGCCCUUCCAAAAGCUAAACAUGCACAAUGGCCAUCCUGUAACCGCAAUUGAUAUACACCCUUUUCAGCCAAUAAUGGCCACAGCUUCUCAAGAUGGAACAAUAGUAAUAUGGAACCUACUGAAUCUGACAGAGCCUCAGCAGAUUAUUAGGAACGCUCACACAAGAUCAAUAAACACAAUUAAAUUUAUGAACCAAGAAGUUAUGGAUGGCCAUAGCACCAAGAAAAAUAGACUUCUCUUGGCUACUGGAUCUUCAGAUCUUCUGAUUAAAAUUUGGGAUAUUGAAGAUUCUGCCAAUUUGAAAGCUUUGAGAACACUGACAGGCCAUGAAAAUAUAAUCUCAUGUCUUUGUUUUCAUCCAACAGAGCCAUCUAAACUUGUCAGCUGUUCAAAAGACAAAACGACAAAGGUUUGGGACACGAGAACGGGUUCCAUUGUUCUAUCAUUUGUAGGCCAUUCUAACUGGGUUCGAUCUGUUGACAUCAAUAGAACAGGAGAGUUUACCCUAACAAGCUCUAAUGACCAUAGUAUCAGACUUUCCAGUUUGUUAACAGGCACUGGAAUUGGACUAAUGAUAGGCCAUGAGCAAGUAGUAGAAAAAGUAAAAUUUCUACCAAUGGCCUGCAAUAAGUAUUUGGAUCAUAUUGCGGGGGUAAAAUUUCAAAACGAAUUGAAAAUCAAUGACGAUAAUUAUAACAAAGUGGACUACAAGUAUUGUAUUUCUGGAGGAAGAGAUAACUCUGUUUGUAUUUGGCUUUUACCGUUACCCUUAAUAAGAUCUGAUGGAACUAUGCAUCCCUCUACCAACCCAGAAGGAAAGCUGAUUUUGAAGUUGACAGAGCACAAAUCCUGGGUCAAAGAUAUAGCUAUACAUCCAAAUAGCAGGUUUAUUAUUUCUGUGGGUGAUGAUCGAAAAAUCAAUAUUUGGGAUCUCGGUUUAUUGCUGGAGUCCAACUUGUUGCAGCCCUUUCGAUCAAUAUCAACUCAAGGGUUCCCAAGCACUCUUUGUAUGGCAAAGCCAGUAAUCAAAGAUCAGGAAUCCGACGACUUAAUUUUAUUGAACGAAGCUAUGCGAUGUUACUUGGCCGUGGGCCAUUCAGACGGUACAGUGACUCUAUGGAAAAAAAAUAUUCAAAAAGAGUACAUUCUAUAG